UCAUGGAAGCAGAUGGUAUAGUAAUGUCUCUUCCCGUGGAUUUUCUCUAUCAGGCAUUGAAAUCCGGAUUUAAUGAUAUCCGAUGGACCUGUCUUUUUAAUACUCAUUCAUGUUAUGUGGAAACGAGAGUUCAGAAGACAAAUUCUCAACAAACAUUACGUUUGUCUGUAAGUAAAUCAGGAAAGAGAGUUGACUUUUCUAAUGCCUUGGAAAUAAAUAUAACGAACGUUCAAAAAGAUGAGAAUCAGUUUGUUGAUCAAGUCAAUAAACAUCAAGGAUGUCACGUGGACACAGAGAUAUUGAAUCCUCCAGGAACACCCACUCCUCCAGAUAACCCAAACCAGAUUCUAAAGAGAAAACGAGGUAGGCCAAGAAAAUCUGCUUCUGAUGAAGGAAAACCGAACAUUGUGCAACAAGAAACAGAGGGCAAUAGGUACAGUUUACGUGGAGUGAAAAUUUCCGAGUCCAUUAUGAAUGCUGAAAAGGGGAUCGAGAGUAAUAGAAAUGACAAAGAUUACAUUGUGAUCCUCCCAUCAGAUUGGAGUGAAGAUACAGUGGAUACUUUAGAUCAAGCUGCCAUUGACACUGAAAACCUAAAUACCUUGAAAAUAUUUGAAAGUGAAGACUUAAGGUUAACCGUAAAGGAAAAUGUUAGCAAUAAAUCCGAAGAUGUGCACAAUAUAAAUCAAAACGAAUCACUUGUUCAAGAAUUUUCAGACAAACUAUCCAGUGAACCUGCAAAAUCUAUUGAUUCAGGGAAGAUUACGAACAAACUAACUCAAGAGAGCAAUGAAAAACCACAAAGUGAUGUUGAUGGUCAAAAUGAUUUUUCCAAGUCCAAACCUUAUACCUGCCAUCAAUGUGAAAAGUCAUACAAGAAUUUUCAAACCUUGAGGAAUCAUAUCAGAUAUGUUCACAAAAUAACAGGUCAAAAAAACCAUUGCAAACUUUGCCCUGCCAAAUUCAAACAUUCAUCUGUGUUAAAGCAACACUGUGAUGAAAUCCAUAACAAGAAAAUUAACUUUACAUGUACAGUAUGCAAAAAGGAGUUUGCCAGGAGGAACCAAUACAACAGACACAUGCUCUCCCACGGGGGUGAUAAAUCGAGACUUUUAAAUUGUCCGCACUGUGAGAAGGGAUUCUGGUUUAAGUACAAUCUUACAAGACAUAUUGAACUAGUACACAAGCCCUCUGUGGAGAACUUUCAUUGCUCCUACUGCGGAAAGGGUUUCAAUCUCAAGGCAGCCAUGGUUUCUCAUGUACAACAUGUUCACUUCAAUAUUUUUCCAUUCCAGUGCAGUGUUGAUGGCUGUAAGAUGGGGUUUUCUAGACAGAGGCUGCUUCUGGAACACAUGCAGCAGUCUCACUCUGACGUAACAUACAAACCGCCUCAGUUAUCCAGAGGAAGAUAUAAGUACGGGAGGACCGACGAGGAUUUGUUUUUCUGUUCUCACUGCAGAGUCAGCUUCUGUUACAAAGCUAAGCUGGUGGAACACAUGCACUUCGCUCACAAUGACUCCUUCCCAUACAUCUGUGAUCAGUGUUCUCAAGGGUUUGUGGAGAAAUCUUUCUUGUUACAUCAUCUCAAGUACGCUCACCACCAGAAUAUAGAGAACAAAGAAAUCCAGGAGGCAAAGGAGACCGUUGAAGAAUUGGAAGCAUUGACAGAAGAGAGGGACGUCAACUGUAAGAUUAUCAUGGUGGAUGAAGAGGGAGAAGUCCUUCAGAUCUGUCAACCUAUCGCCAAAGACACCACCGCUACAUUAGAGAUGCCAGGGACACUAACAAAUGCUGAAGAGACUGUAACCUUGUCGUAUUCCAUGACGUCCGAUAAUCAACAGGAAACAGUUCAGUAUAUAAUUCAGCCCGACUCUGAUCAAACGGCAGUCAUCCCUCAGGAAAUAGCAGACAUCCUUCUGUCUGGUGGCCAAACAAUAAUCACCCAUCAAGCCAACAAAGGCUCAGAAACUAGUGACAUCACUAGUGACAUCACAGAUGUAAAUGAACAAGAUGACAUCACAGACUCAGCAGACAGUUCAGACUUUGUUGUUGCAAGUGAUCCGAUGGAAUAAGAAUUGUCAAACAAAAUUCACGGUUUU
Saccostrea cuccullata (small rock oyster) is the source of this 2099-nucleotide messenger RNA. Its product is annotated as zinc finger protein 418-like. Gene Ontology annotation, molecular function: RNA polymerase II cis-regulatory region sequence-specific DNA binding; DNA-binding transcription factor activity. Gene Ontology annotation, biological process: regulation of transcription by RNA polymerase II. The record is from RefSeq and is a predicted model, not a curated record. Bases 3 to 2072 code for a protein of 689 amino acids. The transcript is spliced from 2 exons. NCBI's taxonomy places the organism in Eukaryota, Metazoa, Mollusca, Bivalvia, Ostreida, Ostreidae.